Messenger RNA from Onychomys torridus (southern grasshopper mouse), 662 nucleotides. It is a transcript of the gene Npvf, whose product is annotated as neuropeptide VF precursor. The record is from RefSeq and is a predicted model, not a curated record. Gene Ontology annotation, biological process: neuropeptide signaling pathway; negative regulation of gonadotropin secretion. The coding region runs from base 48 to 662 and encodes 204 amino acids. The transcript has 3 exons. Gene Ontology annotation, molecular function: signaling receptor binding. Lineage: Eukaryota; Metazoa; Chordata; Mammalia; Rodentia; Cricetidae.
AUAGACACCAGGCUGAACAUAUUAACUCAAUUUUGGAUUUAGACAAAAUGGAAAUUAUUUCAUCAAAACAAUUCAUUUUGUUGAUUUUAGCCACUUCAAGCUUACUAACAUCAAACAUCUUUUGUUCAGAUGAAUUAAUGAUGCCCCAUUUUCACAGCAAAGAAAAUGAUGACAAAUAUUCCCAGCCUAAAGGAACCCCAGAAGUGGAAAAGGAAAGAAGUGUCAGUUUUCAAGAACUAAAAGAUUGGGGGGCAAAGAAUGUUAUUAAGAUGAGUCCCGCCCCUGCCAACAAAGUGCCCCACUCAACAGCCAACCUGCCCCUGAGAUUCGGGAGGACCACAGAAGAAAGGAGUCCCAGAGCAUGGGCCAACAUGGAGGCAGGGACCCUGAGCCAUGUUCCCAGCCUGCCCCAAAGGUUUGGGAGAACAAUAGCCAGAAGCAUCCCCAAGACACUGAGUCCUUUGCUACAGAGAUCCUUGCACUCACUGGGCGCCAGUGAGCUGCUCUACGCCAUGACUUGCCAGCAUCAAGAAGUCCAGAGUCAUGGAGGGAAGCAACCAAGGAGACAAGCACUCUCGGAAGCAGAUGAUGCCGACCGGAAACAUGAAAAACAGGAAACCUGGAUCCUCGAAGAUUCUGCGAAGCUGAGACCUGUUGUCUAA